AUGAGCGUGAGCAAAUGGAGGCUGAGAACUCCAAGCAAUAGGGGCCAAUCGUUAACCGUUGAGAUUUGGUCUGAAAAGAAGAAGGGGCGAGAAGCACAAAAUAUCUGCGGGUUCGCGGUAGCCAUGGGAAGCACAAGCGCAGCUCUCUUUCCUAAUUUGAAGCUCGUCCAUGGCUGCUGCUCCUAUAAACCCCUCGAGUCCGUUGGAAGGCAGCAGAGGCACCAUCAUCACCGAUUACAAUUAACCUCCCCGUCGGUUGGCCGGGCGGACGAAAGUGUGCGGAGAGGGAGAUUGAGAUGCGGUGUUUCGAGAAGCAGGAGGAGCGUCGGAGAGAGAGCCGUGUGCUUUGCCGCUGUGGAUGAUGGUGUCAGCGGGAAGCAAGAGGAAGCGUCCAGUUCUAGCGGCGGUAUUGCUUCAGUUGUUGAGGACCGGCCUGCUUUUGAUGCAGUUGAGAUCACACAAGUGACCUCCGAUCAAGAAAACAAAGGAGGCGCUAUCUAUGAUUUCCUGUAUCCAGACAAAGAGCUCCUUCCAGACGACAAAGAAAUGAGCUUGUUUGAUCAUCUUGAAGAACUGCGUCAGAGACUAUUUGUGUCAGUGUUGGCUGUUGGAGGUGCUAUUGUGGGAUGCUUUGCAUUUUCAAAAGAACUGGUUAUGAUUCUCGAAGCUCCUGUUAAAACACAGGGUGUACGUUUUUUGCAACUUGCACCUGGAGAGUUCUUUUUCACCACUUUGAAGGUGUCAGGGUACUGCGGCCUACUUCUGGGAAGCCCGGUGAUUCUGUACGAAAUCAUAGCAUUCGUUCUGCCAGGUUUAACAAAAGCCGAAAGAAGGUUCUUGGGGCCAAUUGUGUUAGGGUCAUCAGUACUUUUCUAUGCUGGAAUCGUCUUCUCAUACUUGGUGCUGACGCCAGCAGCCUUAAACUUCUUCGUGAGCUACGCUGAAGGUGCUGUAGAAUCGUUGUGGUCCAUUGAUCAGUACUUUGAGUUUGUCCUUAUCCUCAUGUUCAGCACGGGCUUGUCUUUCCAGGUCCCGGUUAUACAGAUUCUGCUGGGGGGUGUCGGUCUAGUUUCAGGAGACCAGAUGCUCUCGAUCUGGAGAUACGUGGUCGUUGGCGCUGUUGUUGCAGCUGCCAUACUCACACCUUCGACUGAUCCUCUAACUCAGAUGCUCUUAGCCGGGCCACUGCUCGGGUUGUACUUGGGUGGGGCUUGGGUGGUCAAGCUAACCGGUCGCUGAGUAUGAACCGGCCUAGUUUGCCAAAUACAAGGAAGGAUCGGAUGAACGAAAGUGAUAACUAGGAGGGAAAGGCGAGGAAACAGUGCAGUAGCUUGUGUGUAUAUUUGCAGCCAGAAAGUGAAAGGUGAACUAGUAUAUAGGAAUACCACCGGUGACGGUUAGGCAAAUCUGCUUUUCUGCUUUAUAACUUCGUCUCAACAGAAACCAAAAACCGUAUCCUUUCUUUUAUUUGAUAAUACAAUCUUAGCUUUUUUGUUUGCCACUGCAAAUAAUCUCCAACUGUGAAUCGUUACAACGGAUUGGUUCUCCCGUUAUAUGUCUAUUAUAAAUGCCUGUGCCUUUUCCAUUGCAAUCUUUUCAUCAAUGUGCUCAACUAAACGCCUUUGAUCUCCCAGUUUCUUCCUUCCAUCUUCUUCAUGGAUUUCUAGUAUAGUUCAGAUUCGAGACAGGGAAAAAAAAGCAGUUGCUAUUUUCCAAUCUCGAAUCUGAAGUCAAAUUAGUUAGUGGAUUCUAAAUACAACACCAACAACACCGUUUUUUUCCCCCCUUAAAUUUUCUCUCCGUGCCAUGGCCAUUUGUCGCGGGAAAAUCAACACCAUCUCGUUGUCGAUUCUCGUCAUUGCAAUGUCAGUCGUGGUGGCUCCGCCGACAAAUGUGGCUGCCGGGUUAUUGUGGGAGCUGUUUCCGAUGGUGAACGUGACGAUAACCAACAAUGCGACCCACGAGGUGUGGUAUAUGUGCAAUAACAAGGGUCCUCCUCAUGAUAGAUUGUAUAAACUUGGUCUUGGAGGGGUGACCCAGUGGGCGAUUCGGGACAUAGCUUUCCCCUUGGUGUGGUGCUACAUGCACAUCAACGACGGCGUCCAAGGUGUGUUUUGGGCUUUUCUUCCCAAAUAUAGGUGCGACAGGCACUGCGAUUGGUGGGUACAAGAUGAUGGAUUGUAUCUUCAUACUAGAUAUGAUGAUGGGCAGUACAUUUGGCUUUACCAGGACGGAGAAUUCUUCUAAGAAAAAAAAGCUUCCUUGUUCGUUCUUUCUUUCUCUCUCGAUUGUUU
Molecule: messenger RNA, 2294 nt
Organism: Linum tenue
Lineage: Eukaryota; Viridiplantae; Streptophyta; Magnoliopsida; Malpighiales; Linaceae
Source: the annotation of a GenBank genome assembly